Molecule: messenger RNA, 3819 nt
Organism: Pichia kudriavzevii
Lineage: Eukaryota; Fungi; Ascomycota; Pichiomycetes; Pichiales; Pichiaceae
Exons: 1
Coding region: 1-3819 (1272 amino acids)
Biological process (GO): regulation of protein stability; protein deubiquitination
Cellular component (GO): cytosol; nucleus
Molecular function (GO): protein binding; cysteine-type deubiquitinase activity; cysteine-type endopeptidase activity
Source: RefSeq, a predicted model, not a curated record
AUGAGCACUAUCAAACCUAAAGAAGUAGCCAAUGACUCAGAGCCAGUCGAUGAUGGUACCAGAGAGUUGAGGUUACACCACCCACAAAAUAAAUCAGAUAUGGAUGUAACGUAUGGUAAUGAUAACAAUGAGGAUGAGAAUGUCCCGGACGGGCAUGAUCCAGAAGAAGAAGAAAAUGACGAAGAUGAUGAAAAUGACGAAGAUGACGAGGAUGACGAGGAUGACGAAGAGGAGAAAAACAACGGCAAUGGUUCAGAUAGCUCAGGAGAUUCAAUAAUAGAAACUGAUCCCUUUGACUAUGACAAAAGUAAACAGAUCAAACUCAUUGAGCUAGAUGAGAAACUAAAGGCAAAAUUAGAUGAGGGAGUUGAUACUCUGGUGGAAGCAUGUCCAAAAGGCCUUGAUUCGAUUGUUCAGCACUUUACUUUUCAAAUUGCAAAUAUUGAAAGUAUGCUGGCCCAGCCCGACACUUAUUUGAGUGAGCCAGUUCAAAUAGGUGGUUACAGAUUCAACCUUAUGAUCGUGGUUAGGAAAGGACAAGAUCGUAUACUAUCUGCUUAUUUAAAGGGCAGACCAGUUGAUGAAAAGGAAAAUGAAAUAUGGUCCUUCCCUGUACACUUUGCUUUCAAUGUGUGGGAUGCCGAUGACAUCACUUGUCAUAAGGUUAAUUUUUCCAAAUUUAGAUUCAGCCAAAGAGUUGAUGAUUGGGGGUUUGUCAAGUUUCUGGAUUCCAAGUUCCCUACUGAUGAAAAGUUUUUCAGGAAGAAUAAAGUCAAUAUCACAGUUUAUGUUAGAGUUAUCGAUGAUUAUACCAACUGCUUGUAUUCCAAUUAUGUGGAUUAUGAUUCCAAAAAAUCUACAGGAUUUGUUGGGAUUGAAAACCAAGGUGCUACUUGCUACCUAAAUUCGUUAUUACAAUCUUACUAUUUCACUAAAGUUUUCAGAAAAAAGGUUUAUAAGAUUCCAACUGAUGAUGAAAUCAAAUUAGAGAUGGACUCUUAUGAGGAUUACAAACAUCAACAUAAAACAGUAAGUCUUGCAUUGCAAAGAAUCUUUUACAGAUUACAAACUUCCAAUGUCGCAAUAAAUUCACUAGAAUUGACCCAUUCAUUUGGCUGGACCACCGCAGAUGCGUUUACUCAACAUGAUGUUCAAGAGCUGAAUCGUAUUCUGAUGGAUCGGUUGGAAACCAAGAUGAAAGGUACUGAAAUUGAUGGUUGCUUGAAUGAUAUAUUUGUGGGUAAAAUGAAGAGUUUUAUUCGUUGUGUGAAUGUUGAUUAUGAAAGUAGCAGGACCGAAGAUUUUUGGGAUAUCCAACUGAAUGUUAAAGGCUUGAAAGACAUAAAAGAAUCAUUCGACAAUUAUGUUGAAUUAGAGCUUCUUGAUGGUGAAAACAAAUAUGAUGCAUCUGGUUUUGGUUUGCAAGAUGCUGAGAAAGGUGUUAUCUUUGAAAGUUUCCCUGAUGUAUUACACAUUCAGUUGAAGAGGUAUGAAUAUGAUUUUGAAACCGAUAACAUGGUUAAAAUUCAUGACAGGUAUGAGUUUUUUGACGAAAUAGAUCUUAAGCCCUAUCUAGAUAAAACAUCGCCUGGUUAUGAGGAUGAGAACUGGAACUAUAAACUACAUUGUGUGUUGGUCCAUCAAGGUGAUGUUUCCGGUGGCCAUUAUUAUGCCAUGAUCAAGCCAACCGAAAAGGAUGAGUGGUAUAAAUUUGAUGACGACAUUGUUACAAGGGUGACUCCAUAUACGGUUUUUGAAGAUGGUUUUGGAUGUGGUCCUCCAAAAAAUAUUGACAGGUCAAUGACCAGGGAAGAAUACCAAAACUACAUUAUAAAACAUCAUACUUCUGCUUACAUGCUAGUUUAUUUUAGAGAAUCUAAAAUUCCUCAUGUAUUAGCUGAUGUUGAAGAAGCUGAUGUUCCAGAACAUGUUAAGCAACAAAUUAAAUAUGAGAAUCAAGAAGAUGCCAAAAUUAAAAAGGAAAGGGAAGAAAUGCAUCUCUAUAUAAACUUCAAAAUCUUCACAGACGAAACUUUUGCGAAGUACCAAGGUUUUGAUUUGGGUCCAGAUGAAGAUAAUCUACAACACUUCAAUGAGGAUCUGUUUGAUGAUGGCUCUUUCCCAAUAAAACUCAAGUUAUUGAAAACUCAAGCUUGGGAGUCUAUUUACGAAACAAUUUGCAAAUUUUCCAAUAAAGAUCCCAAAGUUUUCGCAAACAAACUCAGACUUUGGAGUAUAACAAAGAGAUCGAACAAUACUUACAGACCCGAAAGACCCAUUGAAAGUAUGGUUUCAGAUAUCGAUAAUCAAACAAUUGAAAGCAUUGCCUUAUUACUUGAAAAUGGUACCUCGAGAAGAAAAUAUGCGGGAAGUAAUGUUCCAGUUGUUCUGUCCCUGUAUUUGGAGGAUGCUUGUAGGGAUUUGAAAUACUUGGCUAGCCAAUGUGGGGGGAUUCCUAAAGGUUUGCAGGAUUAUGAAGAGCGGUUAGAGUCUUUGGUCAUUGUUGCCAACAAAAAAUGCGAUGCCUCCUUAGAACCAAUUGGGGAUGAUUCCAACAUCCUCAUAAUGGUCAAGUUAUUUGAUCAAAGAAAACAAACUUUAAAAGGGGUGUCACACAUAGUUCUUCCAUCUGAUGCAAAGAUUGAUUUUAUAGCCAAGUUCUUACAACUUGUUUUCAAUGUCGACGAUGGAGAGCAGAUAUCUUUUAUUGAGGAAAUAAGCUUCUCCCAACGAGUUAGAGUUAGAACCGAUUUAUCGUUGUAUCAGAACGAAAUCAGUUCUGGUGAUAUCGUCUGUGCGUCAUUUGACGACGACCAAGAUAAAGAGUUACAGUUUCAAGAUGCUGAAAGCUACUACGCGUUCCUCGAGACAAGAGUACAUUUUUACAUAUCGCCACUGAAACGCAUAGAUGAAGAUGAAGAAGAUUUUGUGUUUGUUGAAACUGACCCUAGUAAAGUUGCUGCAUCUGACUCAAUUAUUGACAUAUGGAUAUCUUCGAAUUCGUCGUAUUUGGAUAUUUGCACUUUUAUUGGCAAGGAAGUGGGUAUUUCGCCAGAAUAUAUCAAACUUUCCGUUCUUUCCAAUGGAAACAAGACAGAUCUCAAAUCGGAUUUCAACUUUUCCACAGCUCUACAAGGCUUUACUAAAAACUCGGCAUUAAAGUUAUACUAUGAGACCCUGAAUAUUCCUUUAAAAUCAUUUGAGAGCAUGCAGUUAUACCGCAUUUACUGGGUUGGAAAUGGUAUCUGUAAGGAGGAGAAACAUGACUUUUAUCUUCCCAGCUCAAGCACCCUCGAAGACGUAGUGUCAAAACUACAGAGUAAAUUGAAAUCAGAGAUUGAUCUUAAUGCUGUGUUUUGUUGGGUCCCUGAUCGUCAACACAAAAUUAAAAGGAUAGUAAAACUCGAGGAUUCCAUUGACAACCACGAUGUUUUAAUUGUUGGUUUGUUCCCACAAUAUAAAGAGUUAUUCUUUAAUGAUAGUAGAGAUGUCAUUUUAAUUGCUGGUUUUCAAUGUUACUCUUCAAUUGAAAACACACAUGGUUUGCCAUUUGUGUUUGAUCUUGUCAAAGGUGAAAAAUUACCAGAAACGUAUGUGAGGUUGCAUAAGUUAUUAGGUUUGUCUGGAAAGGAAUUUAAUUCCGCUAGAAUUGGAAUCACAAACUCCUCAGUCGUCGAAUUCAUCGAUAAGAACAACCCAGCUUCUAAUUCCAUAGAGCUUUUUAACUAUUUUGAGAAUGGCAAGUAUAUGUUGGUCAUCGACCACUUGGAUCGCAAAGGAAGACGGUCGUCUCAUCAUUCAUCAAUUAUGAUCAGAUAG